This is a messenger RNA of Eimeria acervulina, 697 nucleotides long. RefSeq names its product eukaryotic translation initiation factor 3 delta subunit, putative. Gene Ontology annotation, cellular component: eukaryotic translation initiation factor 3 complex, eIF3m. The transcript is spliced from 7 exons. NCBI's taxonomy places the organism in Eukaryota, Apicomplexa, Conoidasida, Eucoccidiorida, Eimeriidae. The annotation marks the transcript as partial. The record is from RefSeq and is a predicted model, not a curated record. Gene Ontology annotation, molecular function: protein binding; RNA binding; translation initiation factor activity. Gene Ontology annotation, biological process: cytoplasmic translational initiation.
AUGUCUCUGUGGAGAACUGACGACGGCAUCCGGUUGGGUACAUACGAUGUAGGCAAGGGUGUGGUGUGGGCAUGCGACUGUACGCUGGACUCAUCCCGCCUCAUUGCUGCAUCCGCAGAUCAAAAAAUCUUAAUUUUUGAUGUAUGUACAGCAGCACUUCUUCAUGAAAUACCUGAGCAAGGGACGUGCAGGUUCGUGGAGUGGUGCCGCAUGCCCACGCAGCAAAAUAAAUUUGUUUUGGCCCAUGACGACUUCAGGGGCAGUCAGAAGUCGAUUAAAGUUUGGAAGGUAGACGGAGAAACCCCCAAGAGGCUGUGGGUGCAAGACGACUUUGCUAGUCGCUGCGUACAGGUUCACUGGGGCCCCUUCGACGAAACAAUUAUCUCAACGCAUGAGAAUGGUGAUAUCAUGAUAUGGGAUUCGAGCAACGGGGAGUAUAUCAGCGAGUUGAGGGGGCACAAGUCUUACAUUACCUGCAUGAGUUUCACUGAAGACAGAAUGCUUGCGCUAACCAGCUGCUCUGACGGUACUGCGAAGCUGUGGUCUACUAAGGAUUGGGAAUGCCUGAAGACGUACACGACAGACCGUCCUUUGAAUGCAUGCGGUCUGAGUCCCCUUCUGACGCAUCCGGGAGCCGACAGGAAGCUGCAUCUUCUUCUUGGGGGCGGCCAGGCAGCAGAAGAUGUGACAACCACAG